Syzygium oleosum is the source of this 1062-nucleotide messenger RNA. RefSeq names its product sulfite exporter TauE/SafE family protein 3-like. The transcript is spliced from 8 exons. Bases 46 to 882 code for a protein of 278 amino acids. Gene Ontology annotation, cellular component: membrane; Cul4A-RING E3 ubiquitin ligase complex. The record is from RefSeq and is a predicted model, not a curated record. Gene Ontology annotation, biological process: protein ubiquitination. NCBI's taxonomy places the organism in Eukaryota, Viridiplantae, Streptophyta, Magnoliopsida, Myrtales, Myrtaceae.
AGGACAUUUUACAGAGAAUUGCUUCAUAAGGUGUAUAUAUUAACCAUGGCCUCACUAUUUUCAAACUUUAUGCUCAUUUUCUGGGAGGCAGCUAAACAUUUGGAGUCGAGUGCAGACGAUGAUAUCGAUGCCCAACUGGAACAAAAGCUUCUUCCCCAAGCGGCGAGCAGCAGCUCUAAAUUCAACACCAAGAAGACACAGGUCUCGCUACUCGAGAACAUUCACUGGAAGGAGGUUGCGCUUCUUACUUUUGUUUGGGUCGCGUAUCUGAUUCUGCAAAUUUCCAUGAACCAAACAGCAACCUGUUCAACAGCAUACUGGGUUCUGAACUUUUUACAGCUGCCAGUGUCGAUUGGCGUGUAUGCAUACGAGGCAAUCAGCUUGUACAAGGGAUGGAGAGUGAUCGCAUCGAAGGGUGAAAAGGGCAAGAAUUGGCAAGUGCGGGAGCUUUUAUCAUAUGGCGCCUGUGGCAUUUUGGCCGGAAUAAUUGGCGGACUACUAGGAAUCGGUGGAGGAUUUGUCAUGGGUCCUCUGUUUCUGGAGCUUGGCGUCCCUCCCGAGGUCUCGAGUGCCACCGCCACAUUUGGGAUGUCCUUCUCCUCGUCCAUGUCCGUGGUCGAGUACUAUCUGCUGAAACGUUUUCCAGUCCCCUACGCCUUGUACUUCAUUCUCGUGGCAACUGUCGCUGCCUUUGUCGGGCAACACAUCGUGAGGAAGCUGAUAAUCAUAACCGGAAGGGCAUCAAUAAUCAUCUUCAUCUUGUGCUUCACAAUAUUCGUCAGUGCUAUCUUGCUAGGCGUGGUCGGAUUAUCCAACAUGAUCGGGAAGAUCGAGCGCCAUGAAUACAUGGGAUUCGACAACUUGUGCAACUUUAGUGACUAGUUUGGCUUGCCUUUUCUGGGAAAUGUGUGUUUGUGUCUGUAUGUAUUGCUAAGCUAGCAAGUAUGAAUAGUUUGAUUUGUGAUCAGCUUUCCUGGCAACAUGAAGGAUUUGUCUCCUCUAUAGUUGAGAAUUUGAGAUGCUUGGAAGAAAAGUUCUGAAUCAUAUUCCACCUUUAUAAGA